Messenger RNA from Oncorhynchus keta (chum salmon), 4564 nucleotides. RefSeq lists its product as uncharacterized. The coding region runs from base 1265 to 4564 and encodes 1099 amino acids. The transcript has 6 exons. Lineage: Eukaryota; Metazoa; Chordata; Actinopteri; Salmoniformes; Salmonidae. The record is from RefSeq and is a predicted model, not a curated record.
GACAGACCGACAGACAGACAGACAGACAGACAGACAGACAGACAGACAGACAGACAGACAGACAGACAGACAGACAUGUUUCUAUUUGUUCCAUUGUGGCUGGUUCUGUAGUUGGCUCACUGAUUGGUGUCGUCACAGUGUUUACCCCUCCCGGCCCCCAGCUAACACAGCUGACUCUAAUAAUCACCCAAACCAAGAUCUUCAGUUUAGAAAACAAUCUGAUUAAAAUAUGAAUGAUUCAUGAGAUAUAAUAUAAUAAUAAUAAUAUAUGCCAUUUAGCUGACGCUUUUAUCCAAAGCGACUUACAGUCAUGUGUGCAUACAUUCUACGUAUGCGUGGUCCCGGGAAUCGAACCCACUACCCUGGCGUUACAAGCGCCAUGCUCUACCAACUGAGCCACAGAAGGACCACAACCACAAGAGAUAAAAGUGUGGCAACAAUAAGGCUCCUCAAAGACUGGAGUUGUUGCCCAUCCCUGAUCUAAACUAAGGAAUAUAUUUUUUAAAUACAUUGUGAUUGGCUGUAAAUCAUCUCGACUGGUGUGUGUGUGUGUGUUUUUAAAAGAUGACAUUUCAUACUGCAUAGUUGACAUGAAUUCCCAUGGGUUGGGUUUAGUAUUUUGUACAGUUGUGAUUGACACUAAAUCCAUCUGUCAUUUAACAUUUAAAUGUCAUUCACAUCAACUCGUUACCGACAUAACUGCCUGGCGGGCUGAAGAGAUACGGGAGAGGCUCUAAUCCUGUCUUUUUGUCCCGCGGGGCAGUUAUGUCGGUAAUGAAUAAAAGGGGAAUUCUGGAUCACGUGAUAGAGCGAGCGUGUGAGUUCUUGUUCACACCUGUCCGUGAAACGGUUGACGGGUUGUGCUGUGCGUGCUGCGUGUCACUUUGCGCUCCCCGGAGAGAGAGAGCGAGAGAGAGAGAGACGGGUUGUGCUGUGUCACUUUGCGCUCCCCGGAGAGAGAGAGAGACGGGUGAGAAAGUGCGUGAACAACCGGACCGGUAACCGGAAAUAAUAAUGGACAUAGCGGGACCGGUCAGUCAUCAGCAACGGAUAGUUGCUCCAGGUUGGAGUCCCGUGAGUCUGUCUGACUUUACCGAAAGAGAACGAGAAGGGAAAAAUUCCAAGUCUUCACGGUAACUCUUCAUUCCAGAGAGAGUUGGGACAUCUUUACGAUUCUUGUGGAAUGCUGUUGUCAAUUUAACUAGUGCUCCGUUUUUAAAAAAAACAUUUUUUUAUCGGUAACUGCUCCGGUGGGUUUCGAGCCAUGGCGUUAUCGCAGAUCCAGUGUUUGGACGAGAAUAACGUGAACCUCCGAACGCAUGAAUCCAAACCGGACUUUUUUUAUUCCGAGGACCAACGAUUAGCGCUCGAGACGCUUCUCCGGGAUGGACGCGAUGCCUUUAACAAGUUCGUCCACGCGACCAGUCUCCGGUGUUUCCUGUCGGACCAGGAGGUGGACCAGUUGACCGGGUCAGUGGAGGUGUACGACCCGGCAUCGGAGCUCCGUCAGGGUGACUCAGACAGUGAUGAACUCCCGCUGUCUCUCCAGUACUGGCCGGAGCUGUCUGACUGCUCGCUCCCGCGGCUGGAUCUGGGCUGGCCGGACUGCGCGUCCUACAGAGGAGUGACUCGCGUCACUGUGUACGCGCAACCGCCACUGGACGGCCACACGCACAUCAAAGAGAUGGUCAGGAAAACCAUCGCGCAGGCGCAGAAGGUGAUUGCGGUGGUCAUGGACCAGUUUACAGACGUAGAUAUCUUCAGAGACCUUCUGGAGGCGUGCUAUAAGAGGAAAGUGUCUGUCUACAUCCUGUUGGAAAGAGCAGCGUUACCUCACUUCCUGUCUAUGGCCGAGAGGGCCGCCAUGCACCCGGGACACCUGAAGAGCCUGCGUGUGCGUGUGUCAGGGGGAGCAGAGUUCUUCAGCAGGUCGUGUACCAGGGUGAGAGGACGGCUGGGUCACAGGUUCCUGCUGAUAGAUGGAGACAAGGCUGUUUCUGGAUCGUACAGUUUCACCUGGACGGCGUCUCGUUUGGACAGACACCUGGUCACCUUGGUAACGGGCCAGGCGGUUGACUCCUUUGACCAGCUGUUCCGUGACCUCUACCUGACCUCCAGCGGGGUCGACAUCCGCAGGGUCACCACGGAGACGGAACCGGAGCCAGAGCCCCUCCCCAGGGCCACCCCCGUCGCUUCUCUCUCCGCAGCUAACGCCAGGAAGCUGUUCAGCCCUAAAUACGCCGUGGUGAUCGGCAACGCUAACGCUAGCAGCGCCGGCCCCGUCUCCUCCGGAACCCAGAACUCCAACUCCCAGAACCCCCUGAAAACAAAGGUGCGUGUCCGGGAGCCAGUGGAAGCUCCGCCCCUCCACCCGGGAUUGGCCUGUCUGGAGAAAGCGUACCUGAUUCCGUACCUGCCCACCUGGCCCGAACCCGACCCCCCCAGAGAUGUCAUCGGGUUCAUCAACGUGCGGGACGCGUCACGGUCGACCCAGGUGCACUUGCAACGCUCCGAGAGGUUUGAAACGAGCCAGGCUGUACGGUUCAGCAGUCCCUUUACCCUGCCCAAUGAGGAGACACUUCCUGACAGGGCUGUGCCUAGACCAACCCCUACCCCUAACUCUACCACUACGAGCCAGGCUGUACGGUUCAGCAGUCCCUUUACCCUGCCCAAUGAGGAGACACUUCCUGAUAGGGCUGUGCCUAGACCAACCCCUACCUCUAACUCUACCACUACGAGCCAGGCUGUACGGUUCAGCAGUCCCUUUACCCUGCCCAAUGAGGAGACACUUCCUGACAGGGCUGUGCCUAGACCAACCCCUACCUCUACCACUACCCCUAUCUCUACCGCUAUCUCUACCACUACCCCUAUCUCUACCGCUAUCUCUACCACUACCCAUAUCUCUAUCCCUAUCUCUACCCCUAUUCCCGUAAACCCCUCCCUUACCUUCACCCCCGUCCCCAAGCCCCGGACGGUGCAGUUGGUCAUGAGGAACGGGAGUGGUCAGGACCUAUGUGGAGUCAGAGGGGUCAAGAAGACAGACCGUCUAACAGGACCACAAAGAGACUGUCUGAAUGGAACUGGACUGUGGCUAGACUGUGAGACUGCACUACGAACACAGAGUGGCUGUGAGACCGCACUGCGACCCCAGAGUGACUGUGAGACCGCACUACGACCACAGAGUGACUGUGAGACCGCACUACGACCACAGAGUGACUGUGAGACCGCACUACGACCACAGAGUGACUGUGAGACCGCACUGCGAACACAGAGUGACUGUGAAACCGCACUGCGAACACAGAGUGACUGUGAGACCGCACUACGACCCCAGAGUGACUGUGAGACCGCACUGCGAACACAGAGUGACUGUGAAACCGCACUACGACCACAGAGUGACUGUGAGACCGCACUACGACCACAGAGUGGCUGUGAGACCGCACUACGACCACAGAGUGACUGUGAGACCGCACUACGACCACAGAGUGACUGUGAGACCGCACUACGACCACAGAGUGGCUGUGAGACCGCACUACGACCACAGAGUGACUGUGAGACCGCACUACGACCACAGAGUGACUGUGAGACCGCACUGCGAACACAGAGUGGCUGUGAGACCGCACUGCGAACACAGAGUGACUGUGAGACCGCACUACGACCACAGAGUGGCUGUGAGACCGCACUACGACCACAGAGUGGCUGUGAGACCGCACUACGACCACAGAGUGGCUGUGAGACCGCACUACGACCCCAGAGUGGCUGUGAGACCGCACUACGACCACAGAGUGGCUGUGAGACCGCACUACGACCACAGAGUGACUGUGAGACCGCACGCCGAACACAGAGUGACUGUGAGACCGAAGUACGACCCCAGAGUGACUGCGAGACCGAAGUACAACCCCAGAGUGACUGUGAGACCGAAGUACAAGCCCAGAGUGACUGUGAGACCGAAGUACGACCCCAGAGUGACUGUGAGACCGCACUGCGAACACAGAGUGACUGUGAGACCGCACUACGACCACAGAGUGGCUGUGAGACCGCACUGCGAACACAGAGUGACUGUGAGACCGAAGUACAAGCCCAGAGUGACUGUGAGACCACAGUACGACCCCAGAGUGACUGCGUGACCACAGUAGUACCCCAGAGUGACUGCGAGACCGAAGUACAACCCCAGAGUGACUGCGAGACCGCAGUAGUACCCCAGAGUGACUGCGUGACCACAGUACGACCCCAGAGUGACUGCGUGACCGCAGUAGUACCCCAGAGUGACUGCGUGACCGCAGUACAACCCCAGAGUGACUGUGAGACCGCAGUACAACCCCAGAGUGACUGCGAGACUGAAGUACGACCCCAGAGUGACUGCGAAACCGUAAAAGGACUGUGUCAGCACACACGCACGACUGACCUCCGUACACACAGACGCAACCUGCUCACACACGCUCCUGAGCUGCGUACAGCAACGCCUGUUAAUGAGGAGUCCGGUGUGACGUCCCCGUCGUCCUGUGACUCGGACAUGUCGACGACAUCAGAGGAAUAUUAUGAGUGCAGGGACUCGGUACCUCCCUGA